Molecule: messenger RNA, 2519 nt
Organism: Dermacentor andersoni
Lineage: Eukaryota; Metazoa; Arthropoda; Arachnida; Ixodida; Ixodidae
Source: RefSeq, a predicted model, not a curated record
AGGCAGCCGCUGGUUUUGGUAGUCUAGAUUCACUGGUAAAUUAAAUCUCCACAGCCGUUCAAGGAUCGCUGUCUUCGCGUGGCCUGGAGCGUCGGGUGCUUUUAGUCAGGUGGCCAGCAGCAUGUCUCUCAAGCCCAAGCGCAUUGACUUUGAGUGCACCUGGGAGCAAUUGAGAGACACUGUCGCGGGCGUCAUCACCCUGGGCAAGGUUCCACGACCUGUGUGGAACGACCGCUUCUCGGAUGUCUAUGCUCUAUGUGUCGCCUUCCCUGAGCCUCUGGGAGACCGACUUUAUCUGGAGACCAAGAAGUUUCUCAAUGCCCACGUCCAGCACCUGUACGAGCUGGUGGUGUCCGGUGAUGACCUGUUGGCAGCGUACUACAAACACUGGCUCCAGUACAGCCAGGGCAUCGACUAUCUCAACAAGUUGUACAUGUACCUGAACACACAGCACAUCAAGAAGCACAAGUUGAGUGAGGCGGACCUGAGUUAUGGCUCAGUGGAGCCCACGGAACAGCUCCUCGAGGUGGGUGAGCUGGGCCUCGACCUGUGGCGGCGGAACAUGGUGCAGCCCCUGCGAGCAUCCCUGCUCACACUUCUGCUCCAGGCGCUCGCACAGGACCGCGAGGGCCGCUGCACGCAGCAGCGUGUCGUCCAGGGGGUCAUCCUCUCAUUCGUGCAGGUGGAGGAGUACAAGCGCAAGCAGCCUUUGGCUCUGUAUCAGGAGCUGUUCGAGACGCCCUUCUUAGCCGAGACUGGCAAGCACCUGCAGCGCGAGGCUCACCGGCUGCUCGAGGAGUGCGACUGCUCGGCGUACAUGGAGCGUGUGCUCCACGUGCUCGCUCAGGAGAACCUGCGUGCACACCGAUUUCUGCACCCCAGCUCCUACCCGAAGGUGACACGCGAAUGCGAGCAGCAGAUGGUGGGUGCCCACCUGGGCUUCCUGCAGCAGGAGUGUGGCCCUAUGAUGGAGGCCGAGCGGCGCACGGACUUGUCUCGCAUGUACACCCUGCUGCGGCCUCUGGGGCCCCGUGCCCUCGAGGUGCUCGUGUCGCAGCUGCAGCGGCACGUCGAGCGCGUGGGCCUCGGCCGCCUGCAGCAGGGAGACAGCGGAGGAAGCGGCGCGGCAACUGCAGCUGCCUCGUCGUCCACCACCUCGGCCGACAGCGGGGGCCAGAGCCCUGCCCAGGCCAACGCCAUCUCGCCGCAGCAUUUCGUCGAGGCGGUGCUCCAGGUGCACGCCACUUACCAGGACAUGGUGAAGGAGGUCUUUCAAGGGGACCAGCAGUUUGUAGGAGCACUGGACAAGGCAUGUGCCACCAUUAUCAACAAUCGCGGCACAACAAGGCAGCCCUGUCGGUCUCCAGAGCUGCUGGCUAAGUACUGCGAUGCGCUGCUGAAGAAAAGUGCCAAGGGCAUCUCGGAGUCGGAAGUAGAGGACAAGCUCACCCAGUCCAUCACCGUGUUCAAGUACAUUGACGACAAGGACGUCUUCCAGAAGUUUUACGCAAAGAUGCUUGCGAAGCGGUUAAUACACAGCCAGUCCAUGUCCAUGGAUGUCGAAGAGGCCAUGAUCAACAAGCUCAAGCAAGCGUGUGGCUAUGAGUUUACAAGCAAGCUGCACCGGAUGUUCACAGACAUGAGUGUGAGUGCGGACCUGAACAACAAGUUCAAUGUGUAUCUGAAAGCCGAGAACAUCGACCUGGGCAUCAAUUUCUCCAUCUAUGUUCUACAGGCUGGAGCAUGGCCCCUGGGCCAGAGUGCAGUGUCCCCCUUUGCCAUUCCCCUUGAACUGGAACGGAGCGUUCAAAAGUUUGAGCACUUCUACCAGAGCAAGUUCUCUGGGCGCAAGCUGAGCUGGCUGCAGCACCUAUGCCAGGCAGAGGUGCGGCUGUGCUACCUGCGUCGUUCAUACCUGGUCAGCCUGGGCACCUACCAGAUGGCGCUGCUGCUCCCCUUUGAGACCGCCGACUCUCUGGCCGUCCGUGACCUGCAGGAGGCCACGCGACUCGCACAGGACCAGCUGCUGCGACAACUGCAGGGCCUGCUCGACGCCCGGCUCCUGCUGUGCAAGGAGGAGGGUCCCCUGACACCAUCCACAGUCUUACACUUGAACAAGUCUUACUCGAAUAAGCGGACGAAGUUCAAGAUCUCUGCUGUAAUCCAGAAGGAAGCAGCUCAGCAAGAGCUGGAGCAGACGCACAGCUCAGUAGAUGAAGACCGCAAGCUGUACCUGCAGGCUGCUGUCGUGCGCAUCAUGAAAGCCCGCAAGGUGCUCAGGCAUAACACACUCAUUCAAGAGGUAAUCAGUCAAGCUAAGAGCCGGUUUGUGCCCAGCAUCGCCAUGAUCAAGAAGUGCAUCGAGGCUUUGAUCGACAAGCAGUACCUUGAGAGGACACCAAACUCCACCGAUGAGUACUGCUAUGUCGCCUGACGGACACAGUUUCAAUCAUUGUUUUUGGGAGAUAACCUGUACAGAAGCCACCACGCCCCGCUUAAUAAAAGUGUUCUCAGCUGCC